Molecule: messenger RNA, 1008 nt
Organism: Capronia epimyces CBS 606.96
Lineage: Eukaryota; Fungi; Ascomycota; Eurotiomycetes; Chaetothyriales; Herpotrichiellaceae
Exons: 1
Coding region: 1-1008 (335 amino acids)
Source: RefSeq, a predicted model, not a curated record
AUGACUGCAACUCCCAAGAAGACCAUCGUCGUCCUCGGCGCGACCGGCAAUCAGGGCGGCUCCGUCGCACGCACUUUUUCAUCUCUUCCCAACUGGCACGUCCGUUGCGUGACGCGGAACCCGUCUUCCGCCGCUGCCGGGACCUUGUCCAGGCUCGGAGCAGAGAUUGUCCAGGCGGACCUUGCAGACUUGGACUCUCUCGUUCGGGCCUUCUCGUCCGCGAAUGCCAUCUUUGCAAACACUGACCUUUGGGCCACAGUGUCCGACCCGGGCACCGCCGCAAAGGCCGAGGCGGCGGGCAAAUCGAGCAGUGAACUGGCCAUGGAUGUUGAAGUGUCGCACGGCGUCAACAUCGCCCACGCCGCGGCCGGCGUCGCCACCCUCGAGCGCUUCAUCUACUCGGCACUAGGCCCAAUGAAUCAGGCGUCCAAGGGCAAGUACACGCACUCGUACCACUGGGAGGCCAAGGCCAAGAUCGUCGAGUACAUCGAAACGCAGCAGCCAGCCCUGGCUCGGAGCAUGUCGGUCAUCUACUUGGGAGCCUACGUGACCAAUCCGGCGCUGUAUCCUCGCUGGGACGAGCAGGCGCGUCAAUAUGUCCUCGGUCUGCCCAUGACGAAGGAUGCCGAAAUGCCCAUUAUCGAUCCCACAGAGUCGACCGGACCCUUUGUCCGGGCGCUUGUCGAAGAUGAAGACCCCGGGAAGAGGCUGUUAGCAUACGACUCCAACAGCAACCUCCGAAUGGGCGACUUGGCGGAGAUGUGGAAGAGAGUGCUGGCCAGGGACGUGGCGCUCGUCUAUGUCCCUCUUGAAGCCAUGCAGGAGCGGACAGGUUGGCCCAUUGAAGUGCUAGAGGGCCCUGCCUUCAUCAGUGAGUUUGGCUAUAUGCAUGGCGUCGACAAUGUCAUUGUCCCGGCACAGUUGAAGAACAAGGUGGUGACAAAGUCGUUCGAAGAGUGGCUGAAAGAAAGGUCCUGGGGAGAGCUUCUGGAUCAAAGCAAAACCUGA